Messenger RNA from Megalobrama amblycephala (Wuchang bream), 1277 nucleotides. RefSeq names its product cell division cycle 42 like 2 (gene cdc42l2). The transcript is spliced from 5 exons. Gene Ontology annotation, cellular component: dendritic spine. Gene Ontology annotation, molecular function: GTPase activity; GTP binding. Lineage: Eukaryota; Metazoa; Chordata; Actinopteri; Cypriniformes; Xenocyprididae. The record is from RefSeq and is a predicted model, not a curated record. Bases 110 to 811 code for a protein of 233 amino acids. Gene Ontology annotation, biological process: modification of synaptic structure; small GTPase-mediated signal transduction.
CUUACUCGUUGCAUAUCAAUUCUUAGUUUACAAUGUUUGUAGUAGAAGUAAAAAAUAGUUGCAUGUGUGAAAUGUUUACAUAGUUAACCAGUUCAUCGGUUGUUUAAACAUGUUUCGUCAGGCUGUUAAGAAACUAGAUUCUCUGAUGCCAGAUGCUGGAAAACAACCUGUGACAACUGUGAUGCCCACAAUUAAAUGCGUGGUGGUUGGAGAUGGUGGCGUGGGUAAAACCUGCCUUUUGGUUUCAUUCACAAACAAGUUCCCAUCAGAACCAACAGUAUUUGACAGCCAAGCUGUGUCUGUAACGAUUGGUGGUGAACCGUAUACCGUUAGAUUAUUUGAUGCUGCAGGUCAGGAUCAAUUACGGCCCCUAAGCUAUCCCCAAACAGACGUCUUCUUAGUUUGUUUCUCUGUAGUUUCUCUUUCCUCGUUUGAAAAUGUGAAAGAAAAGGUGAGUGUAUGUGAUCUGUUAAUAAUGUACGAUCAUUUUUUGUUUGCUAACAACAAUUCAUUUGAAAUGCAGUGGGUGCCUGAGAUAACCUAUUACUCCCCGAAAACCCCUUUUCUGCUGGUUGGAACUCAGAUUGACCUAAGAGACGAUCCUAUAACUAUUGCAAGGCUUUCAAAAAACAAACAAAAGCCAAUCAAACCAGAGACAGCUGAAAAACUAGCCAAAGACUUAAAGGCUGUGAAAUAUGUUGAAUGCUCUGCUCUAACACAGAAAGGACUGAAGAACGUAUUUGAUGAGGCGACAUUAGCAGCUUUAGAGCCCCCAGGGUCCCAGAAGACAUGCAAAUGUGUUAUUUUAUGAGCUGGACACAGCAACCAACAACAAACUGUUUUUAUCAGGAAAGUAACAAUAGCUUUGGUAUGGUACCCAUGUCACAUGAUGGGAUUGUAUGUGUGCAGCUUUUACACAUACACAUAUACAGCUCGCUUUUGUGAUACUAAAACACAGUCCCUUCGAGAUUUAGAAGACUCUUAAUAACAAACAUUUUAGUGGGGUAAGUUGUGCCACUUUUUAUUUAAGUUGUCAAAUAAGAAAAGGAAAAAUGUUAAGCACAUAGAAGUAAAAUAGGCCAAUUUAUAUGCGUGGAUGUCUGUCAUGAACUGAAUUUAGAAGACAUCAUAAAGCCAUACUAAUAUGACUUCUUAAAAAAAAUUAAACACCAUGUCCCACAUUAGGGGUAAGUUGUGAUAUGUCAAGUUGAGUCAUUGAGUAAUGUCGGAGAAAUGUGUAAUUUAAAUAAAAAUAAGAAUAAAUAUUUAUACAGAAA